UUUUUCUCUUUUACGUUUGUAUAAUGUUUUUUUUAAUUGCUUUCUCACAUUUUCUUUUGCUUUUAUUUCCUGAAAAAACCCUAUUGGAGAACCUAUAAAUGGGCUCUUCAGAUUUGAGAUUUUGGUUUGGUUAUUGUAUAUAUUGUAUUGGAAAAGGCUUCACAGAGAACAAAGCGAGGGUUUUGUGAAGUGAGGGUUUUGUGUAGUGAGAGAAAAGACGAAAACAAAGCUUUUUAGAAAGAGAAAGCUAAAAAUUCAGUCACUGAAGAGAGAAUUUAGCUGUGUCUCUACUAGGGCUUCAUUUGAUUUUAGUGUAUUAAUUUAUCAAGGGUUGCUGCUAGGGAUAUAGGUGAUGAAUCCGUGCCUAUCCGCCAGCGAUAACAUUGGAGCCAAUCAAGUUAUUAUUGAUGAUAUGAUUAUAUGCAUAACUAUUAUUGAUGAAGGUGGUCUUUCUAACUUGCCACCUAGACAUAUGAGUAGUUUGCUAGCAUCAUUUCCUAGUACUCCAGAUGCUUCUAUUGGUUAUGCUCCUGGCUCAUACCCAUCUAACCAGAUUAUGAUCAGAGUUGUAGGGGGAAAGUAAGUAGCAUUAUUUUACAUUAGAUAUCUUAUUUCUUAACGUAAAUAAUCUAAGGGAUUCAGUUUUAAAUAUGAUGAAAAAUGUUAAUUUUUAGUCUUUUUCUUUUUAGGUUCAUUCUAAUGGUCAUACUAUUUCGACCUAUAUCACAAGCACCUUUAGGGAGCGACAGGAUGCUACUGGUUACACAUGGAAGGAAGUCUCUCCAUCAACUCAUGACUUCUACUGGCAGGAAUUUAUGAUAAUUAAAAAAUAUAUAUAUACUUACUGUUAUUGAUAUAAUUAUUUUAAUAACUGAAAUACUUAUUUUUUUGAAAAAAUAUCAAUGGAAUGCAACUGUUGAUGGCAUAAUUAAGGAUACUUGGGAUAAAGUGGCAUCUCUCCUGCACAAUAAGAAAUUAUACACUUGGCGAAAGAAAGGAACAAAACAUAUAGAUGUUGUACAGGAUAUAUGGGAUAGCUCGAUGACACACUGGUCCACUCUAGAGUGGAUUGCUAAAUCCCGUAUCGCUGCUCAAAAUUGGCGUAGCGGGACUGAUGGUUCAAGCACUGAUUUAAGCAAGCAUAUUGGUGGUUCCAGUUCUAUUGUGGAGCACAAUCUGAAAAUGGCGGAAGAACUGCACUGUGAUCCUAAUUUAUGGGAGGUGUUUAAAAAGUUACAUAAAAAAAAUGAUGGAACCUUUGUUGAUGCUAGGUCUCAGAGCAUUAAUGAUCAAAUGGAGGCUAUGGUGGUUGCUGCUACUACUGAUGCUACUUCGAACUCACAGGAUGACGAUUCACAAGAGAUCUCAAUCAAUGUGAAUCGCCUAUGCUUGGAUAUUGUGGGUGGAGAGAAGAAGCAGCGCGUGUACGGUUUGGGCUCUCAUGCUUCAACUUUGUACCCAGACUCAUUCAGUAGCUCUGCCACUUCACGCAGGACAGCUACGGUGAUAGAUAAUGUUACUAAUGAGCGCAUUAGAGUGCUUGAGGAGGAGAUUGUGCGCAAGAAGGAAAAUCAAGAGCGAAUUCUCAAGCAAUGCAUUGAGGAUGAGGUAUCGCGCCUCAGGCAACAGAGUGAAGAGCAGUUUCGCUCUAUGUAAAAGGAUAAGGCGUAUGAUGAGGCAAAUGGCGUUAUCAUCCCGCCCUUUAUGUGAUUCUGUUGAUCCCCAUGAUCAAAGCACACCGAAUCUGUAGUUUGAUAUUAUUUAUAUAGAUUUGCUAAUUGAACUUAUUAUUCAUAUGGUUAACAUAAUACUCUUAUAUAAUAUAUGGCAUUUUUAUUUACUAA
This is a messenger RNA of Hevea brasiliensis (rubber tree), 1844 nucleotides long. RefSeq lists its product as uncharacterized. The transcript has 5 exons. NCBI's taxonomy places the organism in Eukaryota, Viridiplantae, Streptophyta, Magnoliopsida, Malpighiales, Euphorbiaceae. The coding region runs from base 1042 to 1656 and encodes 204 amino acids. The record is from RefSeq and is a predicted model, not a curated record.